Molecule: messenger RNA, 1046 nt
Organism: Tripterygium wilfordii
Lineage: Eukaryota; Viridiplantae; Streptophyta; Magnoliopsida; Celastrales; Celastraceae
Product: ADP-ribosylation factor 2-B-like
Exons: 7
Coding region: 152-697 (181 amino acids)
Biological process (GO): intracellular protein transport; vesicle-mediated transport
Cellular component (GO): cytoplasm
Molecular function (GO): GTP binding; GTPase activity
Source: RefSeq, a predicted model, not a curated record
GCCAAAGCUUUAACGCCGUCAAAGGGCCUCUCUGACUCUCUCCCCAAUCCCCAUCUAUAUAAUCUACGGCUCGGUCAUUUCCUUCUCCUCGUUCUCCGUCUCCUGAGGCAGCUUCACAAGAUCUGCCCUAUAGCCUAUCUGAGUUGAAAAGAUGGGGCUGUCUUUUGCCAAGCUUUUCAGCCGGCUUUUUGCCAAGAAAGAGAUGCGAAUUCUGAUGGUAGGUCUUGAUGCUGCGGGUAAGACCACCAUCUUGUACAAGCUCAAGUUGGGAGAGAUUGUCACUACGAUUCCUACAAUCGGAUUCAACGUUGAGACCGUGGAAUAUAAGAACAUAAGCUUCACAGUUUGGGAUGUUGGGGGUCAGGAUAAGAUUCGUCCCUUGUGGAGACACUACUUCCAAAAUACUCAAGGUCUUAUUUUUGUCGUUGAUAGCAAUGAUCGUGAUCGUGUAGUUGAGGCUAGGGAUGAACUGCAUCGAAUGUUGAAUGAGGAUGAGUUGAGAGAUGCUGUGCUGCUUGUGUUUGCAAACAAACAAGAUCUUCCAAAUGCCAUGAAUGCUGCAGAGAUUACUGACAAGCUUGGCCUUCAUUCACUCCGUCAACGCCACUGGUAUAUACAGAGCACCUGUGCCACAUCUGGUGAGGGACUUUAUGAGGGACUGGACUGGCUCUCCAACAAUAUUGCUAACAAGUCAUAAUGGACUUUUUUGGGCAGCAACUUGCGGCAAAAUUUGAUUCAACUUUAGGCUAUGUGGUGUUCUGGAUUUCUUUCUUUUAACCCUGUUAAUUGUCGUGUGAAUUGUAUCUUGUCUUUAUAUUAUUAUAGCCUUAUAGGAGUUGGGGUGUUUGUCCAUGUAGAUCCCGAAUGUUUGAUGGUUUCCAUACGAUUAUUCGUGUAUUGCCCUGUAUCAAUCUUGGGGAGACAGAUGCAGACGUGAUCAUAAUCUCUCUGCUUUGUAGUACAUGAUGUUGAAAGACUUCAUAAUUACGUUAUAAGCGUUGUUGCAGUCAGUGAGAGCAUUCUUCAAUGCUCCUGCUUUUGUGCCC